Messenger RNA from Lactuca virosa, 520 nucleotides. NCBI's taxonomy places the organism in Eukaryota, Viridiplantae, Streptophyta, Magnoliopsida, Asterales, Asteraceae. The record is from the annotation of a GenBank genome assembly.
AGAAAAUUCAAAACUUAAAACUUUUUGAAAUGAAAAUUUAUACAAGUUUGGUUGUUGUUUUGAUUCUUAUGAUGAUCUUGGGGAUGACGAGGGCAGCACCAAGUGCUGCCCAUUGCAAAAAAGAGAGGAAGCUCGCCAUCAAUGCCUGCAUAAGUGUGAUGUAUGGCAGGCGUCCAUCAUCAACUUGUUGCAAACGAGCUCGGGUUAGCCAUGUUGAGUGCAUAUGUCCUGUGAUCACCCCUGGGUUGCUUGCUACCAUCAAUGUCAAUCGCCUUGUUAAAUUUAUUGAAGGUUGUGGACGCAGAGUCCCUCGACCUUUCACAUGUGGAAGUCUUACGAUACCAUGAAAAGUGAUAAAGAAGAUCUUUUGUUGAUGAUAAGAGGGAGAAGAACUUUUGAUUGUGUCUUAAGUUUUAUACAUAUUUGAAUUGUCGCAAAAAAUGUUUAAGAUAUGUUGUUUAUUUCAUAUAUUGUUUUUAAAUAAGAAUAAGGUUAUUUUAAUGGGAGCUGAUAAUUCCAC